UAUAUUGCAUUAGCCUCAAAAUGUAUGGUUGGUCGUUAGAUAUAUAAAUAUUGCGUAAGACUCCAGUCCAUUAGGACCUGGAGCUUCAUAUAUACUUACCUUGAAGUACGAAAUUAAAUAGCACACAUGCGUACAUAUCUUGAGAGAUUCUAUAUAAAAGUUGAUUCCCUACAGGACUUAUAUAUUUCAUAAGUGAAAAUGGCUUCUUCUUCCAAUGCUGGUUUAUUUCAGCUUCUGAUAAUCUUUUGUUCUAUGUUCUAUCUCCCUCAAGCUCAAGAAACGACAUUACCUGACAUUGGUUUACUGAAGAGCUGCAACAUUGAUAAAAUUUAUCAAUUUGGAGCCUCCAAAUCGGACACUGGAAAUCGUAGGAUAGAGAAUCCUUUGGACACUUGCAAUAUGCAUCCUUACGGCCAGAGCUUUCUUAAGGAGCCUACUGGCCGUUGUUCUGAUGGACUACUCAUGAUUGAUUACAUUGCAUCAGCAGCUGGUAUCCCCUUUCUCAAUCCGUAUCUAAAUUUCACGGCAAACUUUAGCCAUGGUGUAAACUUCGCGGUUGGUGGUUCUACAGCAUUGCCAGUAAAGAAAAAUGCCACAGAUUCUGCUACCAGGAGUUCUCUUCAAGUACAAGUUAACUGGAUGUACAAUUUUUUUGGAUCGCUCUGCAAUUCCUGCAGCCCCGGAAAUCAUAAGAAAACUUUAUUUAUUGUUGGAGAAAGUGGAAAUAAUGAUUAUACUUCUGCAUUAUUUCAAGGAAAAUCUGUAGAAGAGAUAAAACAUAAAUUGAUGCCUCAAGUUGUUCAAUCCAUCAUGCAUGCAGUAACAAAUGUUAUUAGUGCUGGAGCUGUGCAAAUAAUUGUUCCUGGCCAAUUUCCACUAGGCUGUUUCCCUAUAUAUUUGACAGUGUUCCCAAGUAACAGCACAACAGCUUAUGAUAAACAUAAAUGUUUGACAGCUUUGAAUGAUCUUGCUGAAGCUCACAACAACUAUCUACAGCAAGCUAUAAGCACAUUGAAAACGCAGAAUCCCAACACCAAGAUUGUGUAUGGUGAUUACUACAACGCCUUUCAAUGGCUUCUAAAUAAUGCACCACAUUUAGGACUUGAUGCAGAAUCUACUUUAAAAGCCUGUUGUGGAAUAGGUGGUAGAUAUAAUCUGAACUCAACCCAACGGUGUGGGAGCCCAAGUGUUCCAGUCUGUCCGGAUCCUGAUCGACAUAUUAGUUGGGAUGGAGUUCAUUUGACACAGAAGGCGAACCGCCUUAUUGCCACGUGGCUUGUAGCAGAUUUUCUCCCAAUGAUUGAUUGUAAAAAAUAGUGAACACCCCCCCCCCAAGGCAGACAUGUCUUCAAGAGGAGAUGAGUAAUAGACCAAAAAAUUAAAUUCAAAUACAUUUGAGAACUCCUUGAAUAUAUUUGAAGAUGUUAUUAUUAUUACUCCAAUAAGUUUCCAUCUCCACAAAAAGUCGUAGAAAAUAAAAUUAUAUAUUUUCCUGCAGAGUA
This is a messenger RNA of Daucus carota subsp. sativus, 1502 nucleotides long. RefSeq names its product acetylajmalan esterase. The transcript has 5 exons. The coding region runs from base 199 to 1317 and encodes 372 amino acids. The record is from RefSeq and is a predicted model, not a curated record. Gene Ontology annotation, molecular function: hydrolase activity, acting on ester bonds. NCBI's taxonomy places the organism in Eukaryota, Viridiplantae, Streptophyta, Magnoliopsida, Apiales, Apiaceae.